AUGGCCUUCAAUGACCUCCUGCUGCAGUUGGGGGGCGUCGGCCGCUUCCAGAAGAUCCAGGUCACCCUGGUGAUCCUCCCUGUGAUCCUGAUGGCCUCCCACAACACCCUGCAGAACUUCACCGCCGCCAUCCCCACCCACCACUGCCGCCCACCUGCCGACACCAACCUCAGCGAGGAAGGGGACCUGGAUGCCUGGCUGCCCCGGGAUGGGCAGGGGCGGCCUGAGUCCUGCCUCCUCUUCACCUCCCCCCAGCGGGGACCGCCCUUUCCCAAUGGCACAGAGACCAACGGCACAGGGGCCACAGAGCCCUGCCCCCACGGCUGGAUCUACGACAACAGCACCUUCCCUUCCACCAUCGUCACUGAGUGGGACCUCGUGUGCUCUCACAGGGCCUUACGCCAGCUGGCUCAGUCCUUAUACAUGAUGGGAGUGCUUUUCGGAGCCAUGAUAUUCGGGUGCCUAGCAGACAGGCUGGGCCGCCGGAGGGUGCUGAUCUUCAACUACCUGCAGACAGCUGUAUCAGGAACCUGUGCCGCCUUCGCUCCCAACUUCCCUGUCUACUGCGCCUUCCGGCUCCUCUCGGGCAUGUCACUAGCUGGCGUUGUCCUCAACUGCAUGACACUGAAUGUGGAGUGGAUGCCCAUCCACACACGGGCCUACGUGGGCACCCUGACCGGCUAUACCUACAGCCUGGGCCAGUUUCUCCUGGCUGGUGUGGCCUAUGCUGUGCCCCACUGGCGUUACCUACAGCUGUUGGUCUCUGUGCCCUUUUUUGCCUUCUUCAUCUACUCCUGGUUCUUCAUUGAGUCAGCCCGCUGGUACGCUUCCUCCGGGAGGCUGGACCUCACCCUGAGAAAUCUGCAGAGAGUGGCCUGGAUCAAUGGGAAGCAGGAAGAGGGGGCCAAUCUAAGUACGGAGGCGCUCCAGGCCAGUCUGCAGAAGGAGCUGACCACAGGCAAGAGCCAGGCCUCGGCCCUGGAGCUGCUGCGCUGCCCUGCCCUUCGCCACCUCUUCCUCUGCCUCUCCAUGCUGUGGUUUGCCACUAGCUUUGCCUACUACGGGCUGGUCAUGGACCUGCAGGGUUUUGGGGUCAGCAUCUACCUAAUCCAGGUGAUCUUUGGUGCUGUGGACCUGCCUGCCAAGCUUGUGAGCUUCCUUGUCAUCAACAAUGUGGGCCGCCGGCCUGCCCAGAUGGCCUCACUGCUGCUGGCAGGCAUCUGCAUCCUCAUCAAUGGGGUGGUACCCCAGGAUAAGUCCAUUGUCCGAACCUCUCUUGCUGUACUGGGGAAGGGCUGUCUGGCUUCCUCCUUCAACUGUGUCUUCCUGUACACUGGGGAGGUGUACCCCACAAUGAUCCGGCAGACGGGCUUGGGAAUGGGCAGCACCCUGGCGCGAGUGGGCAGCAUUGUGAGCCCGCUGGUGAGCAUGACCGCCGAGCUCUACCCCUCCGUGCCUCUCUUUAUCUACGGUGCUGUCCCGGUGGCUGCCAGCGCUGCCGUUGCCCUCCUGCCGGAGACCCUGGGCCAGCCACUGCCAGACACGGUGCAAGACGUGGAAAACAGGAGGAGAGGGAAAACGAGGAAGCAGCAAGAGGAGCUGCAGAAGCAGAUGGUCCCGCUCCAGGCUUCGGCACAAGUGAAGAACUGA
Budorcas taxicolor (takin) is the source of this 1650-nucleotide messenger RNA. RefSeq names its product solute carrier family 22 member 6. The record is from RefSeq and is a predicted model, not a curated record. NCBI's taxonomy places the organism in Eukaryota, Metazoa, Chordata, Mammalia, Artiodactyla, Bovidae. Bases 1 to 1650 code for a protein of 549 amino acids. The transcript has 10 exons. Gene Ontology annotation, cellular component: membrane. Gene Ontology annotation, biological process: transmembrane transport.